This is a messenger RNA of Oryza sativa Japonica Group (Japanese rice), 752 nucleotides long. RefSeq names its product acyl carrier protein 2, mitochondrial. Lineage: Eukaryota; Viridiplantae; Streptophyta; Magnoliopsida; Poales; Poaceae. Gene Ontology annotation, molecular function: acyl carrier activity; acyl binding. Gene Ontology annotation, biological process: fatty acid biosynthetic process. Gene Ontology annotation, cellular component: mitochondrion. The record is from RefSeq and is a predicted model, not a curated record.
UUCGUCCACGUCGCCAUUCACCUCUCCGCACGCACCCACCCACCCACCAACCGAGCAAGGAGGAAUGGCGAUGGCGGCGGCGAGGAGGGCCCUCCUGAGCCACCUGCGCGUGCCGGUGCUGGCUCGUCCCGCCGCGGCGGCGGGAAGCGUCCCCGCCGCGCGGCUCCUGUCGUCGGCGACGGAGGAGGGGUCCAAGGGCUCGUUCCUCGACAAGGGCGAGGUCGCCGACCGCAUCGUCUCCGUCGUCAAGAACUUCCAGAAGGUCGAGCCCUCCAAGGUGACACCAAAUGCUCAUUUCCAGAAGGACCUCGGACUUGAUAGCUUGGAUACAGUUGAGAUUGUCAUGGCCUUUGAGGAAGAAUUUGGCUUCGAGAUCCCAGAUAACGAGGCAGAGAAGAUUGACUCCAUCAAAACGGCAGUUGACUUCGUUGCCUCUCAUCCUCAAGCAAAAUAAGGAUCUUGAGAAUUCUCAGUUACUGAUUCCAUUAGAUCUUUUUUUUUUUGUUGCACGAACCAAUCUGUGUCAACAGAGGACCAGUUUUCUUGUGUUUUAUCUGCAUAACCUUUAUUCUGAGGUUAUGCUUCUUACACAACUUGAAUAGGAAAUCAGUUUUUUUAUUAAUAUUAUUGGAUGCGUGAAUAAGCUUCGCACCAUUCGGCUGUUUGUGGUUUUAUGAUGCGAUUUGCAUCUAAACUGAUGCUGCACUGCUGGUUGUAGCCAUUAUUGUUGUGCAAACAAAGGUGAAUCGAUA